AUGACUUAAAACUAUACAGGGGUGUUAACGAAUGCGUCUUGUAUAGCGCAAACAUUUAAUUAUCAUUCGAUUUAAGUAGUAGUCUAUAUUUUCAGAAUGUAUACACAAGAAAGGAUAUAUUUAUUUUUACUUGGAUUUGUUCUUAGAUGCAUAUGCGCAGGUGCAAACCCAGUUUCAAUGGAAGGAGCAACACUGUCGACAAACGGAACAAUAUAUCCGGAAUGGGUUGUUGAAAAAGCCAUCGAUGGAAGAACUUCUCGUAAACCUGAUCAAGACAUAACGUGUACCGCCAUUGAAAGGCCGACCUGGCUCCAAUUAAAUAUAACACAAACAUAUUUUGUGGAGCGAGUUGUACUUCAAGGGCGUACAGACGGAGCAUUCGAACAACUUAAAAAAAUUGAUAUGUAUGGUGGCUAUGACGACACUAACAUGGUCCAACAGCAGAUCACUGAGGCUUUAGAUUCAAAACUAACCUAUGCGAUAAGUCCUCCGCAGGCUAUGCGAACAAUACGUGUAAUCGGUCAAAAAAAUAUAAAAGAGCAGUAUAUGACAUUAUGUGAAAUAGAAGUUUACCGACAAAAAGAUUGCGGACAAGGAACAUAUGGCCCUAAUUGUAACCAAAGAUGUCAUUGUCUAGAAGGACCGUGUGACACAAUAAAUGGUACCUGUGGAUCAGAAUGUCAGGCUGGCUGGAGAGGGGCUACUUGCAAUGAAACCUGCGACAACGGAUGGCACGGUCAGGGCUGUAGAACCAAAUGUGGUCAAUGUUUGAACAACACUGCUUGCAAUAAGGCUUCCGGUGUUUGUCGAGCUGGAUGUUCUGCGGGAUAUAACGGUUCUCUCUGCACUGAUGAAUGCGAUAACGGAAGGUUCGGACAGGGCUGUCUGAACGAAUGUGGUCAAUGUGUGAACAACGUUGCCUGUACUAAGACUUCCGGUGUGUGUCCAGAUGGAUGUGCUGCAGGAUAUAAAGGUUAUCUCUGCACAGAUGAAUGCGAAAACCAAUGGUAUGGUCCUGGAUGUCAGAACAGGUGUGGUUAUUGUCAACACAAGGUGGCAUGUAACAAGGUUUCCGGCGAUUGUCCAGGGCAAUGUCAACCCGGAUAUAACGGAACAAUGUGCACUCAUGCUUGCUUCAAUGGAUGGUACGGUCAGGGCUGUCUGACCAGAUGUGGUCAUUGUCUGAACAACGCUGCCUGUAACAAGACUUCCGGUGUGUGUCCAGACGGAUGUGCUGCAGGAUAUAACGGUUCUCUGUGCACAGAUGUAUGUGAUGUCGGUUUCUUCGGAGACUAUUGUUCAACCGCAUGUGGCAAAUGCAAUGGCGCGUGUCAUCAUAUAGACGGCACAUGUUCACAAGGCUGUAAAGAAGGCUUUACUGGCGAUCUUUGUAUGACACAAAUGAUUAAAUCUGCGUUCAUCGGACAAGCUGUCGGAGGUUCGGUUGGGGGUAUUGUGGUCAUCGCAAUAGUUGUAAUUAUCGUAUUUAGAAGGAGGCGAUCAACACCAACAAAAAGGCACCAGUUAGACGACAUUCAUGUAGCAAUUCAAAAUGGAACAGAUUAUACCAUCGAACAAACGCCGACAACGUCAAAGAAUAAACCUCUUAACAGUCAAAGAGGAAACAUUUCAAACGCAGUGUAUGCAAACACAGUGUCUCCAGAAGAAGACGGCCUUUACUACAACAGCAAAUCACUACAUAGAGAACGUAAGCGUACUGAAAUACGUCUCAUUGCUGUCGAUAAACUGCGAGAAUUCGUACGAGGCAACUACCAGUACGAAACAAUCUUCCAGCAAGAGUUCGAUAAAAUACAUUUUGGUCUUCAACAUCCGACGAUUGUGGCAUCUGCAGCCACAGGCAAAAAUAGAUACAAAGAGAUGUAUGCAUACGACCAUUCUCGAGUGAUUCUCAGAAGAAUCGCUGAUGAACCAAAUUCCGACUACAUCAACGCCUGCCAUGUCGAUGGCUACAUGGAAGAAAAAAAGUAUAUUGCGUCUCAAGGUCCGGUCAAUCCAAUGGUAGGCGAUUUUUGGAGAAUGGUGUGGGAACAAGACGUCUGUAUCAUUAUUAUGGCUACGAAACUCGUUGAAGAAGGAAAUAUGAAAUGUUUGAAAUACUGGGGAGAAAGCAAACCGAUUAUACACGGCACCUUUGCGGUGACACUUUCAGAAGAAAAAGAAUAUUCAUGUUAUACAAUUCGAACGAUUACUGUGCAUGAAAAGGAUAAACCACGUAUUUCUCGCAACGUGACCCAGUUUCACUACACUGCUUGGCCCGAUAAAAGCGUGCCAACCAGCAGCACAAGCCUCGUUUAAUUCUGGAGAAAGAUAAGGUGUCAAAAGAGAACCGCCAAACAACCAUGGCUAAUACAUUGCAGCGCUGGUGUUGGGCGCACCGGGACCUUCAUUGCAAUGGACUAUCUCUACGAUCAGGGAAAGGAGACCGGGAACAUUGAUAUCCCACAGUGUGUAACCAACCUGCGUGCUCAAAGGGUCAACAUGGUGCAGACUGCC
Dreissena polymorpha is the source of this 2514-nucleotide messenger RNA. RefSeq lists its product as uncharacterized. The transcript is spliced from 19 exons. Gene Ontology annotation, biological process: protein dephosphorylation. NCBI's taxonomy places the organism in Eukaryota, Metazoa, Mollusca, Bivalvia, Myida, Dreissenidae. The record is from RefSeq and is a predicted model, not a curated record. Bases 97 to 2316 code for a protein of 739 amino acids. Gene Ontology annotation, molecular function: protein tyrosine phosphatase activity.